AUGGACCCCGACGCGCAAGACGUCGAGGGCAGGACGGCGCUGUUUUUCGCGAGCGCGAACGGGCAUCUCGAGAUAGUCGACAUCCUGCUCGCGAGCAAAGCGGACCCCACGAUGACGAACGCGCAAGGGAACACCGCGUUGCACUGGGCGUGCGUGAACGGGCACGAGGACGUCGUCGUCAGGCUCCUGAGAAGGGCGCGAAGCCGAACGUGGUCAACGCCGGCGGGAGAACGGCGCUGGACGAGGCGAUGCACAACGACAGGCGGGCGUGCGUUGACGCGAUCAUGA
This is a messenger RNA of Micromonas pusilla CCMP1545, 288 nucleotides long. RefSeq lists its product as uncharacterized. Gene Ontology annotation, molecular function: protein binding. The record is from RefSeq and is a predicted model, not a curated record. Lineage: Eukaryota; Viridiplantae; Chlorophyta; Mamiellophyceae; Mamiellales; Mamiellaceae.